AUGAACGCAUCGUGUGUGUGUUCGCAGGUGUCCUGGAUCCGCCACCGGGACAUCCACAUCCUGACGGUGGGCGGGUAUACGUACACGAGCGACCAGCGCUUCCAGGCCAACCACCACCGCGACAACGAGGACUGGACGCUGCAGAUCAAGUGGGCGCAGAAGCGCGACGCGGGCGUCUACGAGUGCCAGAUCUCCACGCAGCCCGUGCGCAGCUACUUCGUCAACCUCAACAUCGUCGAAUUGUCACCCCGACCAGGACACGAAGCCAGGUCUCUUGGCUUGCGCCCAGUUGUUCUGAACAGAGCUGCUAGAGUAAGGGAGUGUAAUCGAGGACAGGUCUCAAGGUUCAUCAGCGCUGGGGAUGCUCCUUAUGUUGGUGAGCGCCGCUGA
Gryllus bimaculatus (two-spotted cricket) is the source of this 390-nucleotide messenger RNA. Lineage: Eukaryota; Metazoa; Arthropoda; Insecta; Orthoptera; Gryllidae. The record is from the annotation of a GenBank genome assembly.